UGCCGGAGCCGCCAGCACCGCCAUGGUCAACCUGGGGCUGCGGCGGGUGGAGGACAGCGUGGCUGCCAAGCACCCGGCGCUGCAGCAGUACGCGGCCUGCCAGUCCCACGCCUUCAUGAAGGGCAUCGGUGCCUUCCUGGCAGGCAGCGGAGCCGCCUUCGCCGUGCAGAAGCUGGUGAACAAGAAGCUGCCGUACAGCCUGCAGUGGAGCCUGCUGCUGGCCGGGGCCACAGGGUCCCUCGCCAGCUACGUGGUAACCAGAGCUGAGACGCAGAAAUGCUCCGACUUCUGGAUUUACCUGGAGACGGGCAAGUCCCCACAGGAACUUGCCAUGGCUGGUAGGGUGUCUCAGCCUGCAGAAAAUCUGCCCAGCCCAGAAGACGGAGAGAGCGUGGCACCGCCGGUGAGGAGGAACAAGUACGGGGACGUUGUGGAAUAGCUAACAGAGCACAGCGCGCCAUGCCCGUGUCCUGCUUCGCCCCUUCCUGCCUGCCCAGGCUGCCUGUGCUGCCGGUGAGCCUGGUGGGCUCUGCAGCGCUGCCGGGGAGCUCGGAUGAGUCAAUCCUGCAGUGGGAGUGUGGUGGAGGCACCGUAUCCCAGGUGGCCUCUAAACUUCACACGUGGGGGGCACAAUAAAAGUCACGAGCUGAAAGCGCUCGUUGUGGACAAAGCAAAGGCUGGUGGUGGGACAGGAAGAGCUGGGAUGCAGGUGGUAAAUGUCACCCUGAGCCAACCUCUGCAGUAAAUGUUGGAGCAGAGCGCUCUUGUCCUUCUGAGGCCAUGGCACCCACAGUCUGACUGGGUGUGAAGUGACUGCAGGCGUGGACGGGUCUGGGCUAAGCUGUGAGAGGGCAGAGCUGCUGCUGUGUGCUCUCUUUCUUGAGCCUAACCAGUCACAGUGUCCCUGCCCCUGCAGCAGCAAGGCUUUUCUCACCCGCCGGAACGGGUCUGAGCCGAGUCCUGCAGCUGCACGGCCUCUGGGGAUGUCCUCUCUGCCCCCCAAAGAGGUGCACGUGUGCCCAGAGCCCCUCUGUGCAGUGCCCACCUUGCUCUCGGGGCACGUCACCCGCCCAGUCCCAGACUCUCCGUCUGGGUCCGUAACCAGGCGACAAGGGAACGGUACUGUCUCAAAUCCUACACAUCGAGAGGGGCACAUGUGAAGAUUAAAAGGCCUCUUUUACUUCAUUUUUUCCUAAUGGCUGACUCCAAAUCAUGCUUAGGGCAAACCGGCUGCACUUGGUGGAUGGCCAGCUCUGAUUCAGGGGCAGCUGAAUUUCUUAGGAGGGGAAACCCAGCCUGGGUUCUGGAAGCUAGCUGGUUUCUUGGAGCAGAGCAGCAGCGUUUCGGCUUCAGAGACCAGAAACGCUUCCUUCCGUGUGAGAGCUGGAGACCGUCCCGGAGCCUCGCCACGGGAGGGAGUCCCUGUGCUGGGGAGAUGAGAGGCCUGGGGAGGAAACUGGGUUUGGGGCCUCAGGACAUCAUCUGAACUGGAAUUGCACUCGAGCUGUGCAGAGAGAUGGGGAGCAGCCACCAGGCCAGAUAAAAGCAAAGAGGCUGUGGGGAACGGGCGGGUUAAGCCAAGCACAGCGCAGCGGGAGCUCGGCCGGAGCGGGGAGCAGAGCUCGUGCCGCCGAUGAGAACAAGGAGGGCGGCGAGAAACUGCAGCUCCCGCUGGAGCCGCUCCUCUCCUGGGGCGUGUGGGGGGAUGCGGCGGGGCGAGAGGCUCUUUCCACGUGGGGCUGAUGAGUGGGGACUGGCCCCGUGCGGCUGGCUGCGUGCCACGGUGGUUCUGAGCUGCCGGCGACUGCACGAACAAAUUGCCAACCCUGCGGGCUGCUCUCCUGCCCUGCGUGGCUACCAGACCCGGUCUCCCGGGAGCAGAGCCUCCCCACACGUGUUCCUUGCACGGAGGCUGUGGCCGUGAGCACAGCGGUGAAUGCACGGGGCAGAGUCG
This is a messenger RNA of Chroicocephalus ridibundus (black-headed gull), 1954 nucleotides long. RefSeq names its product transmembrane protein 141 (gene TMEM141). NCBI's taxonomy places the organism in Eukaryota, Metazoa, Chordata, Aves, Charadriiformes, Laridae. The transcript has 5 exons. The record is from RefSeq and is a predicted model, not a curated record. The coding region runs from base 23 to 439 and encodes 138 amino acids.